Molecule: messenger RNA, 901 nt
Organism: Solea senegalensis (Senegalese sole)
Lineage: Eukaryota; Metazoa; Chordata; Actinopteri; Pleuronectiformes; Soleidae
Gene: psmd9
Product: proteasome 26S subunit, non-ATPase 9
Exons: 6
Coding region: 57-695 (212 amino acids)
Biological process (GO): proteasome regulatory particle assembly
Cellular component (GO): cytoplasm; nucleus
Molecular function (GO): protein binding
Source: RefSeq, a predicted model, not a curated record
AUGCAACAGAAAAAGAAGAAGGUAGAGGAAGAGAAGAGCACAGAAGAUAAACAGACAUGAGGAUGACGGAGGGUAACAGUCCUGUGGAUUUAGAAAUGACAAUGGACGACGUUCAGAACCUCGUUAAAAAGAAAGAUAAUAUCGAGGAGCAGAUACAAGCUUAUUACGACGUCCUAGAAGACCAAGGUGUCGGAAUUGAAGGUCCUCUGGUUGACGCGGAGGGUUUCCCCAGAGCUGACAUCAAUAUAUACCAGAUCAGGACAGCGAGACACAGUAUUUCAUGCUUACAGAAUGAUCACAAGGCCAUCAUGGUAGAGAUAGAAGAAGCCCUGCACAAGCUCCACGCCCGAGAGAAAGCUAAGCGGGAGCAAGAUGAGGCGGAGGCCGGGGUGGAGGCGAUGGAGCAGCAGGUCACUCUGCCUCCUCCAUUUGCACGGGUGGAUGCCGUCACGCAAGGCUCACCGGCCUGUGGAGCUGGGCUCAAAAUUGGUGAUGGAGUCAUUGAGUUUGGUUCAGUGAACACAGGGAACUUUCAGAACCUCCAGAAUAUUGCUGCUGUGGUUCAACACAGUGAAGGGAAACCAUUACGUGUCUUAGUCGUCAGGGAUGGAGAGAGAGUCCAGAUGAGCCUGACUCCACAGCGAUGGUCUGGCAGAGGUCUGCUCGGAUGCAAUAUUGUUCCAAUCCGUCGGUGAUCACCAAGUUCUGAGACAUUUACCAUCACCUCCCUUGCCCAUGGAUGGUUUUGUAAACUUAAUUUGUACAUAGCACAGACAUUUGCAUCUGUUUUUCAUCUUUAUCCAAACUUGAAAGUAUUCAAGUACAGCCUUCACAAUGGGAUGCAUCAUUCUGUGUGGGACUUUUUGAAUACUAGCUGAAUAAACAUCACAUCUCAAUUCUU